CCCUGGUCCGGCCCUCUGCAGGCAUUUGCUGUGGGCUCCAGGACGAGCACUCCAUCAGCUGGUGCUUCUGGGCUGGGACAGUGAAAAUGUUUAGUGUCAUCGGCAACAAAUACAUGUACAGGGGACCCCAAUAGGCAGGCUGGUGUGUCGGGGAGCAGGAAGCCAGGAGUGAAGUCCGACAGAGGUGUGUGUAUACAUAUACGUGUAGCUGGACACAUGUGCGCGGACUUUAAAAAGCGACUUUAGUUUUGGUUUUUGUCUCGGUUCCUGGGGUGAACUUUCUAUUGAACAUUUUUCCCUCCUAUUUGAUUUUUUUUUUUUUUGCAUUUUUAAAAAUUUGAAUAUAAACAGUGUAAGAAUCAAACCUUUGAAAGACUGAGGCGUGCAGCAGACGGCAGAUGGAUCCUGUGGCCAGCAGCUGCAUGAGGAGCCCCCACCCCCCAGCUCCUGUCUGGGGCUGCCUUCGAAAUCCCCACUCCGAAGGCAGUGGGGCCUCAGGGCUACCCCACUACCCGCCAACCCCAUUCUCCUUCCACCAGAAACCAGACUUCCCGGCGACAGCGACAGCAGCAUACCCCGACUUCUCGGCCUCCUGCUUGGCGGCCACCCCACACAGCCUUCCCCAGGAGGAGCGCGUCUUCACUGAGCAGCACCCUGCCUUCCCACAGCCCCCUGACUGGCAUUUCCCUGUCUCCGAGACCCGGCGCAGGCUCAACCCAGGCCCAGCUGGGGGCUCUAGGGAGAUGGGGGCCAGCAGCCCAAGCCUGAUGGACGCCACGGGAGGCCCAGGUGAGGACUACGAGGUCCUUGGAAGCACUGCCAACGAGACAGAGAAGAAGUCAACUAGACGGAAAAAGGAGAAUUCAGACAACCAGGAGAACCGAGGAAAACCGGAGAGUGGCAGCAAGGCCCGCAAGGAGAGGACAGCUUUCACCAAGGAGCAGCUGCGGGAGCUGGAAGCCGAGUUUGCUCACCAUAACUAUCUGACCAGGCUCCGGAGAUAUGAGAUCGCCGUGAACCUGGACCUCUCUGAGCGGCAGGUCAAAGUGUGGUUUCAGAACCGAAGGAUGAAGUGGAAGCGCGUGAAGGGGGGUCAGCCCAUCUCCCCUCAGGGGCAGGACCCUGAGGAUGGGGACUCUGCAGCCUCUCCAAGUUCAGAGUGAGAUUCUCCAUGGAGAAAAAAAGACUAAGGACUGAGCCCCCGACCCAACUACUCCCACCCCCAACCCCACUUUCACCUUCUCCCACCCACCCCAGGGCAGCAUCUCCACAUCUUGCAGUGACUCUUGGAUAUGAAGCUGCCCAGCCUUGCUGGGAGCCUUGAAGUUUCCCAGAAAGUCCUGUCCAGCAUUGCUCUGUCUUAGCAGCCCCUUCCCUAGGGCCUUUGCUUCCCACAAGUCUCGUGGAAUCAUACAGCGGCCAGACCAGACCCAAGUGAAUCCAGGGAACAGCUCCAAGGACACUGCUUCUCAGGGUCUUCUGACUGCUUUUCAUACCUCCUCCUACUCCCCUCCUGCUGCACCAGCCAGGCCUCUGCCAGGUCUGGACACCACCUGGCCUGAUGGGAGAGGAGACUUGGGACCAGCUGGUGACUCAUGAAAGCUAAUACUUCACAAGAAAGGAAAUGACUGACACACACGGAGACACACACACACACACACACACACACACACACACACACCCCUAGACCACCUUUCCUUGCUGGGCUGUAUAUCUGAGGCUGAGGCUUUAGGGCCCUUGGAUUGUCCCAAAACCCCAGGGAAAAUUAGUGUGAGGAGGAAUGAAGACAGAAACUCAGCUACUACAAACAAGAAACCAUCCCUGUCUCCAGAUUUGUUGGCUAUGAGGUGGGCAAGUUUAUGAGCGCCGGCUGGAAGAAGACAGUUGGAAAAACAACCUGGUGUAGGUCUCCGCAGUCCCAUACAGGCCCAUUUCCACUGGCUUAACUGUGGGGGUGGGGUGAGAAUGGACCCAGGACACCACCUGCUUUUUCAAAAUCAAUUCAGGAAUACAGCUGGGACUGUUGAGCAGUGCCCCAGAGCAACGGAGCAGCUAUUCCUUUUAAAUCCACAAUUUCUGGAUUGAAAAACUAUUCAGAUGCUCACAUUAUUGAGUUGAGGACUGAAAAGUGCUCCCUAUGUUCUGAGGAUGGAGAGAUUAUACUAGGGCUGCUGGGUGAAGGCCUAGAAACGUGGAAGCCUGGAGAGGAAGGUGCUCCAGCAGCAAUGUCUUGUGUUUUCAAAGGACUCUGACUGCAAGUGGGAACAAAAAGACAAACAAUCCUUCUUUCUCCAAGGGAUGCGUUCGAGCCUAUCUAGUAGUCCACAAAUGCUGUUCUUGCGGGAGGACCUACUAAGUGUAUGUGUGUGAACUGCCCACGUCCUCUGGCGUGACACUCCCGGACUGAUGGCCAAACAUCCUGGGGCAACUGAAGUCUUGGAGAGAGAUCCCUUGCCUGCUCCAGUGCUCUGUCUCCCAGUGCCAGUUGUUGUCGCAGAGGGAGGUCAGCAAGAGUUUGGAUCUCUUACAUGUAGAUUUAAUCAUUCACUUGUAAAAAGAACCCCACCUCCCCAUCCCAAAAGGACUAAUGUUGUGGGAAAUGAUUGCCAAAUGAGAUGGCUGGUUAGAGCAUGCGUAAUUUUUUCUGAAGCAUACUUCAUAUAUUUUCUUAAGAUUACAUCAAGUUAACUGUGCAAGGUCAAUUCACUUAGUAAGAAAACUCCUGGAGAAAUAAAAUCAAUAAAAAAAAAAAAAGCAAAGUUCCCAGGCCUUUUUCCUUGCAGAGCUAAGAACCAUAGCCGUGUGUGCAAGCCUCUGAUACUCACGUGAUGAUUGGCUAAUAUCUAGAAGCAACAAAAAAGGGGAAUAAUCUAGAACAAGGUAUCCCCCUUUAGGUUCUUCAAAAGGUGGGGGUGCAAAUGUAAUCGUUGCCUCCCCCCAAAAAAAACACUUUUCUCCCGUGCAACUACAUUGUCUUUAUUUCUCAUAAAAUUUUAACUUUUUGUUUCCCCAGCCUAUGGCUUAUCAAACAUUCAAAGUUCUGUAAACAAAAGAUGAACUCUUUUGUUAAUAAAGGAAUCUUCACUGAUCAUCCCAAAAUUUUAAAUUCAAAGUCUGGAGGUUUUGUUUUUCAGGAUAAAACAACAUACACCAGUAGUAACAAACAUGACACAAGAAAAAAUGCCCCCAAUUCUAUGCCUUUUUAAUUUAAAAAAUUUUGUCUCAUCAAGAUGUCAACAAUGAACAAAACAGGACUGGCUCGAGAGGGAAAGGAGGGAGCCAGGAGAGGAGCGCCUACCUGGCUAGGAUUUGGCUUUGAGACAGGCCGGCUGUGCCAGAUGUGACAUCAUCAGGAGUUGGCAAAGGAAAGCAGACUCACGAAAAUCAAGGUGCUACAGGGAAGGUUCAGGUUCAAAACCAAGCAAAACACACCCCACUCAGGCACUCAAACUUGACGCGAGGGACUUCAGAGAACAUCCACCUCUCUUGGUUUCCUUUGUCUGUCCAGAAUAUUCCUUCUCUGUCUCCCGUGCAGAUCCCUUUCUCAAUGCUGUUGCCUCCACUGCUGGUUCCCAAGAUUUCCUCUUUCUGCCCAAAGCCUUCCCUUCUUCAAGUCCUCCCCAGAUGAACCCAUCUACCUACAGUUUUUUUAUUGUGGUCAAUAAAGUACACAUAACAUUUUAACCAUUUUAAGUGUACAGUUCAGCGGCAUGAAGUACUUUCACAUUGUUGUGCAACCAUUGACACUAUUCUCUCCAGAACUUUUGCAUC
Molecule: messenger RNA, 3771 nt
Organism: Rhinolophus ferrumequinum (greater horseshoe bat)
Lineage: Eukaryota; Metazoa; Chordata; Mammalia; Chiroptera; Rhinolophidae
Gene: MEOX1
Product: mesenchyme homeobox 1
Exons: 3
Coding region: 399-1163 (254 amino acids)
Biological process (GO): positive regulation of transcription by RNA polymerase II
Cellular component (GO): nucleus
Molecular function (GO): RNA polymerase II cis-regulatory region sequence-specific DNA binding; DNA-binding transcription factor activity, RNA polymerase II-specific
Source: RefSeq, a predicted model, not a curated record